Molecule: messenger RNA, 2617 nt
Organism: Habropoda laboriosa
Lineage: Eukaryota; Metazoa; Arthropoda; Insecta; Hymenoptera; Apidae
Gene: Lrch
Product: leucine-rich repeat and calponin homology domain-containing protein 1
Exons: 13
Coding region: 189-2465 (758 amino acids)
Molecular function (GO): protein binding
Source: RefSeq, a predicted model, not a curated record
GAGGUCGUAUGCAUCCAUGCGCGCUUUACCGAAGCUCCGAUCAGUAGCGCAGGAGCAAGUAUCGGGAGUAGUUGGUAGAUGCAGAGUUUUUUCGUAACAUCCUGCCUCGUCUAAAAGACGAGUGGCUGGUACGCCAGGGAGACUAUUCGCCGUCGUGGUUCCGCGUGUACGUGCCUGAAAAAUGUAAUAUGGCGAUGGUCGCGUCGAACAUGAGUGGCCACAUACAGAAGCAGCUCACCAGAAGUCUCGAGCGAAUCCUGGAGGAAGCGCACUUGAGCGGCGAGCUUAAGCUCAGCGGUCGAAAGUUGAAGGAUUUUCCAAAAGUCGGGAAAACAGGCUCUAGCAAGUACAAUCUUCAGGAUACAGUUUUCGCCGAUCUCUCGAAAAACCGUUUCGCCGAACUACCGGAAGAGGUCACGGAAUUUCCGUUUCUCGAGAAGUUACAUCUCUACCACAAUGCUAUAAGAAUAAUACCGGAAACGGUGGUGAUGCUCCAGUCCCUCAACUACCUCGAUCUUAGUCGCAACCAAUUGACGUCUCUACCUCGGGAGAUAUGCAGGCUACCGCUGCAAACGUUACUGGUCGCUCACAACAGAUUGGCGUGUUUGCCGGACGAAUUGGGCAGAAUGUCCGCGUUGGCCGAGCUCGACGCGGGCUGCAACGAAAUCACGAGCCUGCCACCGAGGAUGGGCGACCUUUCCCGACUCAGGUCUCUAGACUUGAGGAGCAACAUGCUCGUGCAUUUGCCUAUAGAACUGACGUACCUGAGGCUCGUGAAGCUGGAUAUCAGCGGCAACCGAAUAUCCGUACUUCCGAACGAGAUGAGGACGAUGAAAAGCUUGGUCGACUUUCGGCUGUCCGAUAAUCCUUUGACCUCGCCGCCUGCCUCGCUAUGCAUUCGCGGGCGAACGCACAUCUUCAAAUAUUUGGAGAGACAGGCGGCGAAACACGAGAGAGCGAGAGGAGGCCGCGCGAGGAGAACGCCGAUGGACGUGAGAGGUCACGCGACCUUAGACACGAGGGCUCACAGGCGACACAACGUCGACAGCGGAUACAGCACCAGCGACGGCGUCGACAAACGCUGGUCGCAAGAGAUUCACAGCGCGGUGCACGAUGGCGAGAUCCGAGGGCUGUGGCGUCAAGAGUGUUCGCCCCUUUCGAUCACGCUGCCGCACGAGACCAGCGUAAACGGAUCGUCCUGUAGCGGGACCUCGACACCUAGUACCAUCUCGCCAGGCGAGCACACGUCUCUCGCGGACGAGCUCGGCAAGGCCAUGAUACUGCACGAUCAAUUGGAAAAGAGGAAACUAGAGAGAAGCACCUCGGAGAAUGGUGCCGCCGAUGUCAGAAGACCUAUGACCUCUGGCCUCUAUCACGCGUCGAUUACGCCACCCGGACCCCUCGAAUCCGGUCAUCCGAGUCAAACUACGUCGGCGUCGAGCAACACCCAAUCCGUGCAACCCUUGCAAACGUCCGCGGCGAUCGCUACCUCUUUGAUCAACGGGGAGGAGAAGAGGCCGCUUAAUCACAUUCAAACGUACAGAGAGUACAAAGAGGCGUUGAGGCAACAGAGGGCCAACGAGGGGCCGAGCGUGUACAGGCCUCGAGAACAGGUCACACCACCAGGCAACGAAUCGCAGAACAACGACACGGACUCGGCCAACAACAAAGAGGCGAUCGCUAUGACCGGUAAGCAGAUCUUCAACGAGGAGAACGCGACCAAGAGACCAGUGCAGAAGGUAACACCGUCACGCAUCAACUACCAGAACACGCCGAUUAUCAACGGUAGCAAUAACGAAUACAACAAUAAGAACGGGAAAUACCUCGAGCAGCCGUAUAAGAAGCCUAACUCGCCGAUCAAAACGUCCUCGAGCAUUUUGUCGUCCAACAGCAGCCCCGGGCAUACUCCUAGGCUGGUGAAGACCGCGGUUAGUUACGUCGAAGGUAGCAACAAGAGUCCCAGCAGAAACGGCGGGAGUCCCAAGUCUCCUCGGUCGGUUACUUGGAACAGCAACGUGCCAGAAAAGUAUUCCUUCACCAUGAGAAGAGAGUUCGAACGUGCCAAGGAGGAAGCCGACUUGAUCGAGCAGCUUCGAAACCACAUUGAAACACGGCUGAAGAUGGCUCUACCGGAAGACCUUGCCUCCGCGCUGACAGACGGAGUUGUACUCUGUCACUUGGCGAACCACGUGAGACCUCGAUCGGUUGCCAGUAUCCACGUUCCUUCGCCGGCCGUGCCGAAAUUGACGAUGGCGAGAUGCAGGCGCAACGUCGACAACUUCCUCGAGGCGUGUCGGAAGAUAGGCGUCGACGAGAAUCUCGUGUGCUGCGCUAGCGACGUGCUGGAGGGUGGUCGGGGAGUGGUUCGAGUCGCCGUUACCGUCUCCGAACUGCUCAGGUUCCAUCAGUCACGCUCGCCGUUGCAGACAUCUUCGUCGAACUUGCCGAACCACGUGCCUGCUUAGCGCCAGACAAUAUAAUUCACUUCCCGAAAGGAAUACUCGUCGACCAGAGGAAAACAGAAGCGGCCGCGUUUUCCCAAGCUCUCUCUCUCUCUCUGACCAACAAACGAUGGACCCAACAGCCCAAGCAACGACGCUUCGCCGCGUUUUUAUAC